GGCCAAGCAGCAAGAUGAGGAGAAAUUGAAACAUGAGCGGGAGGCCGUCGUCUCAAAAAGAAAAAGGAAAGGGAGGACUUUCAGAAGGAGCUGUGUGAUUCAUGGAAUUCCAGAUUCGAUGCUGUGUGCGGUAUGAUUCGUUUGAACAAGAACACUGGUGCGGAUAACAACGAGUUGGAGAAGCUUAAGGAGCAAGUUGAGCGUCUGCAGAGGGGAGCGAAGUCAGGCGUUGAUAGAAGUGGAGCGUCUUCGAGCCAGGCAGCGGUCAACAAUGAUCGGCUGAUAGCUCGGCUCUUGCAGGAGCAGGAACGUAUGAAAGCUAAGAUGGAGUCGGCAGUAAGUGCUUGCAAGCGGGUCGAGGCUUUGGAAUCCGAAAUACGUGUACUUAAACAGCAGCAAGGUGAGGCGGUCCAGGAGGCGGAGCGAUGGAAACGGGAAGCGCUGAAGUCGGGAAACAAACGCAGUCGCUUUGCUUCAUCACCGUCCUACAGUGCUCAGAAGCCUCCUGUCGCAACACCUCGGAGGUCUCCGAGCAGGGAGAGGCCUGUGGCAGACCCUACCCAGCUGAAGCAGUUGCACAAUCUGGAAGUUGAAGCCCUGAAGGAGCUCAGGUUACAGGAGCUCAAUCGCCGACGGGAAGCUGAGCAGGAGCUUGCGAAACUCAAAGAAGAGCUGGCUCAACGGGAAGCAGAGAAGAAGACCACUCCGCGGUCUAGCUUUUGUGAGAGACUCUAUGAAGCGGAGGGUACGGGAGGUGGUGCAUUGCUGCAAACUGUGCGAGGUAAGAAGAAGGCCGGUAACGUUCAUGAGGUGGAAAUUGUCAGUGAUCGGGAGGCUUUCAUUCGUGACGCUAGGAAAGAGCUUCGCAAUCUAAAGAAAGAUGAUGUCAUGGAAAUCUGCAUGAAGGAAGGGGUUAAAUAUACUACUCUUGUGGAGACUGUUACGGAGAUUAUUUCGAAGAGAGUUGAGCGUGCCUUUGGGAAGAAGGCGUUCUGUGAGGAAAUCUCAGAUGAUGUGGCGGGGGAACCGCUUGCUGAAGGUAAGGACGAUGGGAGGGACUCAGCCAGUUCUUAGGGUCCCUCCCGAGCGCGGCUGAUCUUUGGUCAAUUGCGUCUUUGUGUUCACUUAUUCGCUCCUCUUCUACUCAACUCCUACGUCAAAAAUCUUUAGACUCU
Chara braunii is the source of this 1175-nucleotide messenger RNA. The record is from the annotation of a GenBank genome assembly. NCBI's taxonomy places the organism in Eukaryota, Viridiplantae, Streptophyta, Charophyceae, Charales, Characeae.